Molecule: messenger RNA, 4594 nt
Organism: Spodoptera litura
Lineage: Eukaryota; Metazoa; Arthropoda; Insecta; Lepidoptera; Noctuidae
Cellular component (GO): junctional membrane complex; plasma membrane; endoplasmic reticulum membrane
Source: RefSeq, a predicted model, not a curated record
CGCAGUGCGCAGGGCGGGCGGGGCGCGGCGGGCGGGCGGCGCGUCGUGCCGCGGGCGCGCAGUGCUCCUCGCGCAGGACCGGAGUGGUGUUCACUCGGCGGCGCGCCACGGCGCGACAUGCCCAGCUGAUGUUUAUUUAUACCGCGAGCUCGGUGGAGGGUGCGCGCGGGAGGCCCUCCCCUCCGCGGCACCACGGUUUCGCGUGAUGCAGCCGAGCGAGCUAGCCGACGCCGCGCACGCCGCUAGCGGAAACCCCCCGCAGCGUGGCCUCAACGGUGGCCGUUUCGACUUUGACGAUGGUGGUACUUAUUGUGGUGGAUGGGAAGACGGCAAGGCCCACGGCCACGGAGUGUGUACUGGACCCAAAGCUCAGGGAGCUUACGCCGGCUCCUGGCACUUCGGCUUUGAAGUUUCCGGUGUCUACACCUGGCCCAGCGGCAGCUCGUUCGAGGGUCAAUGGCAGAACGGGAAGCGGCAUGGGCUCGGUGUGGAGACGCGCGACCGGUGGCUGUACCGCGGCGAGUGGACGCAGGGCUACAAGGGCCGCUACGGCGUGCGACAGAGCACCAUUAGCAACGCCAAGUACGAGGGCACGUGGGCCAAUGGACUCCAAGACGGUUACGGCUCGGAAACUUACGCUGAUGGCGGCACGUAUCAGGGACAAUGGAUGCGCGGGCUGCGGCACGGGUACGGAGUCCGUACGUCGGCGCCGUUCGGGCUGGCGUCGCACUACCGAGGCGGAGCGCGCGGCCACCGCGGCUCCAUGUCCUCGCUCAACGAGGGUGGCGCUGACCCCUCGGAGCAGCGCACCACCCGUAUGGACGACGCCCGCGGUGGAUUCGUGCUCACCGUCAGAUCCGACCAGCCGUCGGGACGCCGCGGCUCGCUUGUCGGAAAACCUAAAGGACUGCUCCACAAAUGGCGCAAACAGCGCAGCGUCGGCGACCUGGACGGGGCCGGCACGGGCUCGGUCCACUCGGGGGGCUCGGGGGGCUCGGGCUCUUCGUGGGUCUCCUCGGUAGACAGCACCCACUCCGCUAUGACUCAUGCCUCUUUGCACACAAACUCAAACGCAAGUUUCGUGGUCGAGGAUGAACAUUUGGAUGCGAGUGUCACAGAAACUUAUAUGGGCGAAUGGAAAAACGACAAACGCACUGGGUUCGGUAUCAGCGAGCGCAGCGAUGGCCUUCGAUACGAGGGAGAGUGGUCAGCAAAUAAAAAGUACGGAUAUGGUGUUACUACGUUCCGAGACGGCACGAGGGAAGAAGGCAAAUAUAAGAAUAACGUACUCAUAACGAGCCAGAAACGGAAACACUUAUUCCUCAUGCGGUCUGCCAAAUUUCGGGAACGUGUUGACUCUGCCGUAAAUGCGGCACAACGUGCAUCUAAAAUUGCACUACAAAAGGCUGACAUAGCAAUCUCUAGAACCGCAACGGCUCGAGGAAAAGCUGAGCAAGCCGACGAAGCGGCAGACCAAGCAAAAGAAGACUGUGAUAUAGCGCAAGCUACUGCGAAGCAGUUCGCUCCAGAUUUUAAGCACCCAGGUUUUGACAGAAUAGGAUUAAGAGAAAAAUAUAGACAAAAGGUUUACGAUGCACAAGUUGCAGCGACCGUACCACAAGAAUCUGAAAAGAUCUUGGAUGGAAAGAGCAUUCCAAAUCAUAUCCCUCCGAUGCACUCACAGAUUCCUCAACCUAACAGAGCUCCAAACGCAAUACCUUCCAGAAGAUCUUCAACGCAAUAUCCUAAAACCAUAGAUCCACGACUUACAAAUAGUUCCAACUAUAAUACAGACAAUAGAAAUCUGGGACCUCCACAUGACCCAUACAAUUUAUCAAAUCAAGACAAUUGGAAGUCAGCGAAUACAACGCCCCAAAUUUCACCUGAUGGUCAAAAAUCAUACAUACCCAAUGAUCAAAAUAAUCCAUAUGGGCCUAUAUCACAACAACAACAACAACCACAAGCCUCUUCGUAUAGGUUUAAUCAGCAAAGUAUGGACCAAAGUGGACAGCAAUAUGUUAAUCAAGAUAGACGAAUAUCCAUUACCCAAAUGAAUAGGCCUCAAUUAAAUCAACGACCUCAACAACAAGAUUGGAACCCUCCACAAGCUCCUCCUCGACGACAGAGUGUACUCGGCCAACCUUCUUAUGAUGCUCAAGGUAACACUUAUACUGACGGUGGAACCUCAGCGUAUGGACGAAACGAGCUUCGUACCGGAACCGUACACUCUGAGGGCCCCUUUGAUCGACAAGCAAUGCCGACCAAUCAACAAGCAUAUCGUCCAACGAUGGAUCCUCAAGGGUAUAGACAACCACAUGAUCAACAAGGUUAUGGUCAAGCGCCUGAUCAAAUGUAUAAUAGGCCUACUGACAAUCAGGCAUAUAGACAGCAACCUGCUGACCAGGGCUAUAGACCAAGUGCACCUACGGAACAAGAUGUUGUUAACGGAGCUCGGCCAUCAGGACCGCGACCAUCAAUUGAUUACUUCGAUCACUACAAAAGGCCUCCUAGUCGAGAUUCAAGUGUGGAUCGAUAUGGACGGCGAUCGCGCCAACCAUCUGUAGAAGCUGCUCCAAGUGGAGGCUCUCGCGCUGGCUCAGUAGCUCCGCAACCUGCAAUGCCAUCUAGGCCGGCAUCUCGAGCUGCUACUCCAGCGGGCAAUGGUCACGUAGCGUCUGGUCGCAACUCGAUAUCCCGAGCGGGUUCGCGAGAACCUCAACCAUUUGAAGAAUCACUUUUGAGAAAAAGGACGCUGGGUCAGGAAAUAUCACCUUCACCUUACCAGCCCAAACGCACUGAAAGUUUGUAUGUGGCUCAGAUGCCAGAACCACCGCCACCUGCGCCGAUGAGAGGUGGAGGAGGCGGCGGAGGUGGUCGAAAGAUGCUAAGCACGCCGCAGACACUUCAGCGCAAGAAAUCGUUGCCGGACGUCGCAGGAAUGCCUCGCAUGCCUGACGGCGGCGGCAUGUCCCGCGAAGAGGUCUCGGCUCUCGGCUCGGCACGUCGUGAGGAGGUGCGCCGCAUGCACGAGGAGACCGAGAAACUGAGGGCCAACCCUCUGCUCUACUUAGUUAGUCCGCAAGUCAAGGACUGGUUCUCCCGGCAGCAACUGGUGAUCCUAGUGCUGUUCAUCAACAUCUCGCUGGGCAUCAUGUUCUUCAAGCUGCUCACGUAGCAUCGGCGUGUGGCGCAUAAGCGCCUUUUCUUGACGACAUUUUUGUAAAUAUUUGUAAUUUUUGAACCAGAAAUAGUCCAAAUAUUAUUUAAUGUGCGACAAAUGUUUAAGUAACAUUUAUUCUUUAUUCCUUUUUCAUACGAGAGUUACAUUUACACAUCCAAUGAAAACGUAUUUAUUUGUCAAUAAGGACUUCAAUUUGCUAGUGUACUUCUCUUUGACGUUGUGAAAGUGUGCAAAGAAUGACGAUACAAGAGUGAAAACAUUAUCCAAAUAUUUCGUCGAGCUAAUUAUUUCGACUUGUUUUGUGCGGGAGUGAAUUGAACCUGUUUUGUGUCCGGUAAUCGGAAACUUCGAAUGUAAGGAGCACGUUGUUCUAUAAACCUGCAUAUUGUAGGUUUAUUUAUGCCUUCUAUUAUGAAGCUUAACGCCUUUAAUGUAAUUUUAACAGCUGAGGUGUUGUUGAAAGAGUUUUCGAUGAAUUCGUGGUCGCUUUGUAUAAAUGGGAGGUAACUAGAUAAUCAGCAUGGUAACGACGCCUGCGAGGAAGUCGUUUCUUCGCCACACUGACACUGCUCUCACAAUGUUCUGUAGCCGCUGUCGAGCCUCCACCCUGCAGUAAUGUAGCAUCCUGCAUCGAUCAGAUUGUACUCAGAGAUUGACCGAAUUAGGUAUCAGAAAACUUUUCCGCCAUUAGUGAAGUCGGUUGUGGGGACGUUAUUAUUAUUACUAAAUGUUAUUGUUGCUAAGUCAAAGUUUAAAUAAUUCAUAAAUUAUAUUUGUCAAUUUUUAAUAGUUCGUGCUGAUUAUUAAGAUAUUGAAAUACUACGUACCCCGAGUGAUAAAAAAGGCACAAAUAUGUUAGAUAUAGGUAUCUACUUGUUUCGAAAGUGUAUAUAAGUAAUAAUGAUAUUAAUUAAAAGUUUUACAAAUAUUACACGAAGUACGCAUACCUGUAAGUAGAUACGUUGUUAUGCUUGCAAUAUGUACAAGUCAAAAAAUUAAAUGCAUGUGCAUUAUUUUCCUAUUCUAUUAAAAUUGUAAAAAAAAUCUAGCGAUGAAUACUGAAUUUUUAUACAAGAUUUAAUCUUCAUUUUAUACCUAUGAAGUCAAUUCUCUCGUAAUCGAAUUGUUUAUAUAGUGAAAGGAUUACUAUAUGAAUGGUAUGUUAGAUACUUAUUAAUAUUGGCAUGGAAAGCGUGCGAUUGAGACUGUUGAUACGUACUAUAUACACCUACAACGAAACUUAUUGAAAGCGCACAUUCGUUGUAAGGUAUAUAUAUAUUUAUAUAUACAGUUGGUAAGACAAUUUUCACAGUUUCAUUAUUAUGUAAAGAAUAUAAGUUAUGUCUCUAAGAAUUUUAAUUACUUGUAUCGAUUUUAUCUACGUUUCAGAAAUAAAAUAUUUUAACAAAACAA